Messenger RNA from Ectocarpus siliculosus, 1494 nucleotides. The record is from the annotation of a GenBank genome assembly. Lineage: Eukaryota; Phaeophyceae; Ectocarpales; Ectocarpaceae.
AUGACCGAGGUACUCCGGGGCACCCGUGCGGUCGAGUCGAUUCUCGAUACAGAGCGGUUCAAGGACCGCAAGAUGACCUUCUGGCACGGGAUGGUGAUAAAGAAAACAUCAAAGUACAGGAUCGACAAUAUCGGCGUCGAAAUGUUACCCAACCGGUGUCGCUCGUGCAUCGACAUCGCAGAGCGACACAUUCGCGAAUCUGACGCGACAACAACGAGCGGUGAGGCCGAUCUAGACACUCCGGGGUCCUCUUCAGACGAAGCGACGAUGGCCAGCCCUGAGGAGGUUGCCAUCGUGUUCGAUAUGUUCAACUCCGUUCCCGAGGUGACCAGUCUCGACUCCAUCUACAAGAAGCAGCUAUUCCGUGAAUUCCAGUUAAGGCACUUCGCUGCAGGGAGCACCAUAUUCCGGCAAUGGGAACACCAAGACAAGAUCUGCGUCAUUCUCCGAGGAAGGGUGCACCUCACGUCCAAGCACAGCGGGGUUUUGUUUCAAGCCGGGACCUGCAACGUUGGCGAGGUGAUUGGGAGCAUCGAGCCCAUCGUAGGGAUGCUGACAGCGAGGUGCGAAGCCUACACGACCGUGCUCUGUUUGGGAUCGGACAGUUUCGCGGCGGUCGUGAACGAUUCAGUCUGCGCCGAGCGUGUCGCAAAGAAGGCGUUCCUGAAGUGUAGCGCCGUGUUCUCCACUCUCAACGACGACGACCUCAACACCGUGGAGACGCUGUUCACGACGGUCACCCUGCACGACAACCAGGUCAUCUGUAAGGAGGGCUCUCGCGUCGAUCACGUCUACGUCGUGAAGCGGGGGUUCCUUCGGAUCCUCAAGGCGUUCCUCCCGGAAGAAGAUGACGACAGCCGCUCUGCACCUCCUCCAUAUGCCUCGACGGCCGCCGCCGGGGCAGCCUCUGCGCGCAGAUCCAGCUCGGCAGACGUCGAGACUCGGCUGAAGCACUUCGACCUUGGAGAGAUCGGGCCCAAGGACAUGCUGGGAGAGAACGGUAUGCUGAAGCACUUGGACACGUCGUCGGCGUUCUCGACGACGCCCCCUCCGGCUGCGACGGAAACUGUCGCGCUACCGGCGAUAGCGAGCAGCCAAGAGGACGCACAACAUCUCUCGCAGCCAACCGAGACUCCUGGUGACACCACCGAUCAUGGCGCUAGUACUCCAGACUGGGAUACUGGAGACGCGAGCCCCCCUUCCGCCGACGCCGCAACGGAUAGGGCUGGGUCAUCUCGUGUAGCUACCAUAGGUCCGAGAAAACCCGCCUAUAUCAUCUCUGCUGCUGCUUCUGGGGGAACGGCGGAAGUCUACGUUGCCAAUGUGUACGACCUGAAGAAGCUGCAGACGGAUAGCUUCCGCUACUGUUGGAAGACCGCCCAAAGGCUGCACCAAGCCAGGGCGCAAGCUUGGGGAGUCGAAGCUUUGGCUCAGCAGUUGCGGAGGCAGAACGAAUGGGAUGCCCGGAAACGCGGAGUUUUGUCGCAAAUUUGA